Carcharodon carcharias (great white shark) is the source of this 3021-nucleotide messenger RNA. It is a transcript of the gene hsd17b4, whose product is annotated as hydroxysteroid (17-beta) dehydrogenase 4. The record is from RefSeq and is a predicted model, not a curated record. NCBI's taxonomy places the organism in Eukaryota, Metazoa, Chordata, Chondrichthyes, Lamniformes, Lamnidae. Gene Ontology annotation, molecular function: oxidoreductase activity. Bases 44 to 2275 code for a protein of 743 amino acids. The transcript has 24 exons.
CACGCCUGCGCACUCGGUUUUUCCCUGUCGGACGGCCGGAGACAUGUCGGCCUCGGGAGCUGCUCUUCCUCUGCGCUUCGAUGGCAAAGUGGCCCUGGUGACCGGGGCCGGGGGAGGUUUGGGAAGAACAUAUGCCUUGUUGUUUGCAGAAAGAGGAGCUGCUGUGGUUGUAAAUGACCUUGGAGGUAGCAUCAAAGGAGAAGGCAAAAGCUCGUCUGCUGCAGAUAGAGUGGUGGAAGAGAUAAGGGCAAGAGGAGGCAAAGCUGUGCCUAACUAUGAUUCUGUUGAACAAGGUGAAAAAAUUGUUCAGACUGCUUUGGAUGCCUAUGGAAGGAUAGAUAUUGUUAUUAACAAUGCUGGGAUUUUAAGAGAUCGUUCCUUUGCAAGAACAAGUGACUUGGAUUGGGAUUUAAUUCAGAGAGUUCAUUUGAGGGGCUCAUUCAAAGUCACAAGAGCUGCAUGGAACCACAUGAGGAAUCAAAAGUAUGGCAGAAUUAUUAUGACUGCAUCAUCUUCUGGAAUAUAUGGUAAUUUUGGACAAGCAAAUUAUAGUGCUGCAAAACUUGGACUACUGGGUCUUUCGAAUACACUAGCAAUUGAAGGUCAAAAAUAUAACAUCCAGUGUAACACUAUUGCACCAACAGCUGAUUCCAGAUUGACCCAGACUGUUCUGCCCCAAGAAUUAUUGGAUGCUUUGAAACCUGAGUUUGUGGCUCCCUUGGUGGUUUGGUUAUGUCACGAAAGUUGCCAAGAGAAUGGCAGUUUAUUUGACGUCGGGGCUGGCUGGAUUGGCAAAUUGCGUUGGGAACGAACAUUGGGUGCUACUGUAAGGCAAAAGGAUCAGCAAAUGACGCCUGAGGCGGUGCGUGAUAAUUGGGAACGAAUUUGUAAUUUUGAGAACGCUACUAAACCCAAAAGCAGUAAAGAAGCAAUUAGCACUCUUUAUGAAGUACUGAACAAAUUAGAUGAGAAACAAGGAGUGUCGAUGAACCCUACUAGUGGCUCAAUACAAACCAGCACUUCAAGCAUCGAUCCAGCUGAAGCUAUAGGUAAAAAAAUUCCCUUGACUGAAUACACCUACACCAAUCUGCAGCCUAUUCUCUAUGCACUGGGAGUUGGCAUGACAACAAAGGAUCCAGAUCACUUGAAAUUUCUUUUUGAAGGAAAUGAAGAGUUCUCCUGUUUGCCUACUUUUGGGGUAAUUCCUGCCCAAGAUGCGAUGAAUGGUGCCCUUGCAUCGAUUCCUGGACUCAACAUUGACUUCACAAAGGUGCUACAUGGUGAACAAUAUUUGAAGAUGCACAAACCACUUCCAACUUCAGGGACACUGAAGUCCAAGGGUACUAUUGCUGAUAUUCUUGAUAAAGGAUCCGGUGCGGUUAUACUUCUAGAUGUUCAUACCUACAAUGAAAAAGACUUGGUCUGCUAUAACCAAUUCUCUAUAUUUGUUGUGGGAGCUGGAGGCUUUGGUGGAAAAAGGACAUCUGAUAAAGUUAAGGUUACUAUGAAUCCUCCCAACAGACCACCAGAUGCCAUUAUGAGUGAUAUAACAAGUGUAGAUCAGGCUGCUCUGUACCGACUGAAUGGAGACUGGAACCCCUUGCAUAUUGAUCCAAAUUUUGCAGCUUUUGGAGGGUUUAAAAAGCCUAUUCUGCAUGGGUUGUGUUCCAUGGGGUUUGCUGCACGGCACGUCUUGAAACAGUAUGCAAAUAACGAUGUGACAAAUUUCAAAGCCAUCAAGGUUCGGUUCGCAAAGCCAGUUAUUCCUGGACAAACACUAGAAACUGAAAUGUGGCGAGAUGGAAACUUCAUCCAUCUUCAGACAAAGGUGAAAGAAACUAAUGAGAUUGUCCUUGCAGGGGCAUAUGUCGUCCUGGGGGAGACUGUAUAUAAACCCAAAACUAAUGGCAUUGGCAUGAGAGAAGAGCUCCAAAGUGACCUUGUGUUUGCAGAAGUCAGUCGCCGCAUUAAAAAUGUUGGCAAGGAGCUGGUGAAAAAGGUGAAUGCAAUCUUCCAGUGGGAUAUCACUAAAGAUGGGAACACUGCUGCACAGUGGACUAUUGACUUGAAGAAUGGUUCUGGAGAACUGUACAAGGGAGCAGCACGGCAUAGGGCUGACACUAUUUUUACACUGUCUGAUGAUGAUUUCGUACAAGUGGUAUCAGGAAAACUUGAUCCUCAAAAGGCUUUCUUUGCAGGCCAGCUGAAAGUUAAAGGGAACAUCAUGCUCAGCCAGAAACUUGAAAUGAUCCUCAAAGAUUAUGCAAAGUUAUGAGAGAAUAACAUAAUCAUGACUUCUGAGCACAUGAAUCAUACUGUUGAAUCACCCAAAAAGCUUUGAAUAAACAUAAAAUUUACAGCUUUUUAGAAAUAGCAAUACUAUAUAAUUUCCUAAAUUUUGUUCAAUGUGUGCCUAACUGUAAAAUAAUCUUAACGGCAAACUACCUUUUUGUUUUUAAUAUGCAAGUUAUUCACUAUAAAUCUCCAUCUUCAUCUCAGUAGCUCGUGAUUUGUCUUGGAAAAAUUCAGUUUAUAAUGUUUAGACCACAAGGAUAUGGGCUGUCUGCUUUUUCUUAAAUGUUUAUGACUGUAAUUGCCAUUUCCUUGUCUUACAUUGGUUGCGUUGUCCACAAUGUCCAGAACAAAGACUGGUCAGUUCUCUGUAUUGCAACCAUUUGGAUCUACAUUCUCUUAAGAACACUGCUACUUUUGAGAAAUGGAAAAAAAUGCUGCUGUCAGCAUGCCUGUUUUCCAUCCUUCCAAUUAACAGAUUUAAUUCUUAUCAACUUUCUCUUUGAAAUUCACAUUGAAAUUCAUGGAAAAAUUUGUAGAUGCUGUAUAAAAUGCAUUUUAAAAAUGGGCCAAAUCUUUGCCCUGCUGGUCUUAACAUGUUAGAAACAGCAGAUUUAAGGUAAGAGCAAUGGGAGGUUGGAUAUUUGCUGACAUGAAUGUACUAAUUGAAAUCUGCUUAUACUAAAUUCCUUUGGAGAUAAAAAGUUUAAAUAAAGAAUAUCAAGAAUG